UCCUCCCUGCUCCUUAUGGCCUCCUCGCGCCGCCUUGGCAACAGUGCCCCGACGGCCGCGGCGCCAGUCCACUCUCUCUCGCACUGCGGCUGCGACACCAGGAAGAGCGGUCGGUCUGGCUUUAACGCUUUGUCUGUCUUAAGGAAGUUCAUCGGGUAUAACAAAAUGGCAGCCACGCGAUGGGGAAUCGCCAGCGCAGGUAUGAUUGCCAGCGACUUCGUGAGUGCUUUGAAGGCGCUUCCGGCAGAGGAGCAUCGACUAGUUGCAGUGGCGGCGCGCUCCCUCGAGAGCGCCCAGGCCUUCAGGGACAAGCACGGCGUCGAGAAGGCCUACGAGUCGUAUGCCAAACUGGCGGAAGACCCAGAUAUAGAUGUGGUGUACGUAGGAGUGAUCCAAGUGCAUCAUCUAGUAGUGGCUUCCAUGAUGCUGAAGGCAGGAAAGCACGUGCUGUGUGAGAAGCCUCUCUGCAUGAACGUCCAAGAAACGAAACAGCUGAUUGACCUUGCUAGGGAAAAGAAAGUCUUUCUCAUGGAGGUGAGGGGAGAGAGAAAGAGAGAGAGAGAGAGAGAGAGAGAGAGAGAGAGAGAGGCAUCCAAGGCACAACUUUCAGUGAUAUACUGUAAACCAGCAAUGUUAGGACCUUGGAGGAAAGACACGGGUGGAGGAGCCACACUAGACAUGGGGAUUUACACCGUCCAGUUUGCCACGCUGGUGAUGGGCGGCGACAAGCCCCUGAAAGUGCUGGCAGGAGGUCAUCUCAACCAGGAGGGCGUAGAUGUGGUGACAAGCGCCACCCUCGUGUACCCGAAGGGCCGGACGGCCUCGCUCAGCACCACUAUCAGAGCUGAUCUUCCGAGCGAGGCCUUCGUCGUGGGGACCAAAGGCACGAUCAAGGUCAAUUACCCGAUGUGGUGUCCCGAAUCCUUCGAAUCGCCCUCUGGGACGUACACUGCGCCCUUGCCAGUGACAGGUCAGACCUACAACUUCAAUAACAGUCAAGGUCUCAUGUAUGAAGCAGCCGAGGUCAGGCGUUGCAUAAACGCAGGUCUGCUAGAGAGCCCAGAGAUGACUCACGGGGAGUCCAUAACUAUAUCCGAGAUCAUGGAGCAAAUGAGGGCACAGGUGGGAGUCAUUUAGAAACAGGAGAAGCGGUCCCCUUGCGCUAGACACUUUUUCGGAAUGUUUUGAGGGGUAUCCCUAAAUAAACUUUACAGAAA
Molecule: messenger RNA, 1217 nt
Organism: Penaeus monodon (black tiger shrimp)
Lineage: Eukaryota; Metazoa; Arthropoda; Malacostraca; Decapoda; Penaeidae
Product: trans-1,2-dihydrobenzene-1,2-diol dehydrogenase-like
Exons: 8
Coding region: 16-1137 (373 amino acids)
Molecular function (GO): nucleotide binding
Source: RefSeq, a predicted model, not a curated record